AUGCUCCCUAAUUUAGCGAAAUAGUAUUCAUUUACUCAGGAAGAAAUAAUUAUGCUCAAAAAUAGAUUUGAUAGACUUUGCGAUAGAGGAAUGAUGACAAAAUAACAAUUUAGAGAUUCAUUGGGAAUUCUGGGAUUAGAACAAUUCUUGGCUGAAAGAAUAUUUAAUUAAAUUGAUGGGAACAAGGAUGGAGUCAUAAUGUUUGAAGAUUUUGUUAAAUAUUUAAGUAUGCUACUAAAUGGGUCUACGAUCGAUAAAGCAUUAUGGAGUUUUGGAAUGUUAUCAAGUAAUUUGAGCAAGCUUAAUAGAUAGAUAAUAAGAGUAUAUUAGAAUUGGAGGACAUGGAAAAAAUGAUUUUUGAGAUCUGUUACUUGUGGAAUUCAAUAACAGGGUCGAAGUCAAUGCCCAAGAAAGAGUUGGUUUCUGAAAUAUUUCGAAUAUUUGAUAACGAUGAUGACGGCAUUGUUCAAUUUGAAGAGUUUCGAGUUGUUUACUAAGAAGGAGUGGAAUUGAUUGGAUGGUAUGAAUUUCUAAACAAUGAAGAUAUGAGUACAAAUAAAAUAAAGGAGGAAUGGGAGAAUGUAACAAAAAAUAAAUCAAGAAAAAAAAGAAUGACUUUAAUUAAUCGUUAAUUGGAUGAGUAGACUCCUUAAGAUCUUUUGAAUAGUCAAUUAAAAAUAUUGUAAUCAGAAAUAUAGGGGUGCAGUGAAUUAAUCAAAUAAGAAAAGGAGAAGGAAUAACAGUAAAAGUAAAUAAACUUUUUGGCUUCCUUUUAUUUUGAUGAUAAAUCAUAAAAAACUCAUGGUCCCAUUUUUAAUGAUGGGUAAGUUUAAAAGUUAUAUGGGGAUGAUGAUCCUGAUUAGAAUGAUGAGCCUUAUUUUAAAUAGUAUAAUCUGACUUCAACAAUCAACAAUGAUAGAUUUUAAAAUAACAUCAUGAAUAGAUUAAGGAAUUUGUUAAAAUUAACUGAGGACAUCAAAAAAUUGAACAACCAAUAAAUAGUGCCUAAAAUUCCAGAAUAAAGUGUGAUAAAGCAGUUUAAGAAAUCAUCUCGAUCCCCAUCUCCCAUAUCUGUUAAUUAGACAAUGGAUGAUAUUUAGUAAUAAUAGUAAGAGAAUGUUCGUAAGAAUUUAUCAAUUUAUUUUGGACAUGAAAAUUGGAAUUUGGUUUUGAAUAUGAUGAUUGGGAUACGUAAAGCAAUAAAAUCAUUACAUCCAUUGACAGAUGAUAUCUUAAUUACUGCUGCACAUUUUGAAGUGAAAAAUCAGUUUGAAAUAAUUCCAAAGAGGACUUAAGUAUGAUUUUUCUUUAUUAAGGGAAUUUGAUUGGAAGAAAUCUUGUUCAUUUUAUGAAUAUUCUCCUUUGAUUUUUGAAAGAAUAAGAAAGAUGUAUGGGAUAUCAAAUGAUGAUUUCUUGAGAUCAAUAGGACCUGAACAAUUAUUGGGAGACUUGAUUUUUGGCAAUUUAGCCUCAUUAACAGAGAAGGUUUCAAGUGGAAAAAGUGGUAGUUUUUUUUAUUAUUCUUUUGAUGACAAAUACAUGUUGAAGACUAUAUAGAAGGAUGAAUUUGUAUUCUUCAAAAGUUUAAUAAAAAAUUAUUAUUAGCAUUUAUUAGAUAACUAUCAUUCAAUGAUUAUUAAAAUAUUUGGACUUUAUUAAAUUAAAGUCAACAAAAGCAAAACUAAGUACUAAAAAAUAUAUUUUGUUGUGAUGCUUAACAUAUUCUAUACUAAUGAGGACAUCAAUUUUAGAUAUGACUUGAAAGGGUCACUUUAUUAGAGAACAUCAAGAGUAAAGGGUUAAGCUUCACUGGAUCAAAAUAUACCUUUGAAGGACUUAGAUUGGUUGGAGGAUAAGCAACAAAUUUAGUUUGAUCAAAAGACUUUAGAACUCUUUAAAACUUAGUUAAUAAAGGAUGUAAAUUUCUUUAAAUAAAAUAAAAUAAUUGAUUAUAGUUUCUUGAUUGGAAUCGUGGAUAAUUAUAGAAUGAACAAUGAUAAUGUGUAAACUCAAUGCAGAUUUUAUGAAAGGUGGAAUGGAGGAUGUAUUACGAGGGAUCAAAAAAGGUUGUAUUAUUUCGGCAUAAUUGAUAUUUUCACUGAGUACAACAACAAAAAGCAAUUGGAGCACAAGGUGAAAAGUACUUUUGUUAGCAAAGAUGUGUCUUGCAUUCCUCCUGAGAGUUAUGCUGACAGAUUUAUUAAAUUUAUUUUGCAUUCAUUAAAGUGA
Paramecium octaurelia is the source of this 2229-nucleotide messenger RNA. The record is from the annotation of a GenBank genome assembly. Lineage: Eukaryota; Ciliophora; Oligohymenophorea; Peniculida; Parameciidae.